Taeniopygia guttata (zebra finch) is the source of this 1341-nucleotide messenger RNA. The record is from RefSeq and is a predicted model, not a curated record. Lineage: Eukaryota; Metazoa; Chordata; Aves; Passeriformes; Estrildidae.
AUGGCCCCGCCUCCAUCCCGGGCGGGCUCGGGGCGGGGCGGGGCCCUGGCUCAGGUGCGCGGGACCGCAGAGCGCCUGCGCGGGGCGGGGCCGAGGUUAUUUAAGUGCCGGGAAUCGCCCCGGCAGCCAUUUGCUCACGCUAAGCGCGCUGCAGACGGGAGGGUAGAUAGAAGGGGUAUAGAGAAAAAGAAAUACAAAAGAAAAGAAACGCAGAAGAAAAGUAAUGGAAAAAGAGAUAAAGGGGCCCGGCCGGCCGCAACCUCCCGCUCCGAGCGCCGAGCAGCAAAUGGCUCUGCCCGGGCCUCCCCGCGGCUUAAAUCCCCCCGGCCCCGCCCCGCGCAGGCGCGCUGGGGCCCCGCGCACCUGUGCGCGCACCUGUGCUGGCCCCGCCCCCCGCCCGUAAAUGGCGGCGGAUCCGCACCCGCCUCACGUUCUGCGGGGGAUGCUCGGCCCGGGCUGCGGCGGGAGCGGCGCUCGGAGAUCGGUUCGGGGCUGCUCCCGGCGUUGCGCGGCGUCCGACGGGCUCAGGUGGGACCGGGACUGGGAUCUGGGCCCGGGGAUUUGGGUCCCGGUCCCGCCGGUGUCUGCUGUAGGAGCCGGGCAGAGCCGCUCCUUCCUCGGCGGGCAGGGUGGGAGUGCCGGGGCCGGAGGAUCGGGGCGGGAUCGGGGCUGGGAUCGGGACCGGUAUCGCCGCGGGCGGGAGGAGCCGCUCCGCCGGGGCCGCCGCUCCCGCUCCGGCUGCGCCCGGUGCGGGGCUGGAGGAGCCCGGAGCCCCCGAAGGGCAGAGAGCACCUCCGGUCCUUGGCUCGGCAGGGCAGGAGCUGCCGUGCCCUGCCCGUGGCUCGCAGCGUGCCCAACGCACGGCCCGGCACGGGCACCGGGGCACCGGACAGCGCUGGCACGGACACGGCUGAAGGGCUGCCCGUGGCUCCUCGGCCCGGGGCUGCUCCCCACAGGCACGCAGGGAUGCUUCAGCCCGGACAGGCACCACCGACAGCCCAAAGGGACCCCAGGGAACGGCUGGCAUCACCUGGGAAUGGAGGCACAGCCGUUUGCAGAGGGGCUCUGACAGCAAUCCCUGUUUCUGACCUCCCCGAGCUCCCACACAGCUGCCAGUGAGAAGAACAUGAACUCACAGCCACCGAGGCCUGACAGGCUCCUGCAGUGAGAGCUCAGUGUGUGUGUGCAGAGAGAGAGGGGGAAGACCUGGGAAUGGGAAAACCAGAAACUCCCACAGACACUGAAAGAUUUGAUCUGCAGCCUCGGGAGAAGCUGGGAUUGAUGUACCAAUACAAGACACGGGCAUUACGCAGGAAAAGAAUAAAAUAAAAUAAAAUAAAA